AUGACUUCAGCUUUAUAUUUGGAGCAUUAUUUGGACAGCUUGCAGCAUUUACCAAUAGAACUACAAAGAAAUUUUAAAUUAAUGCGGGACCUCGAUGAUCGAGCGCACGGUCUAAUGAGGACAAUUGAUCUUAUGGCCGAUGAAUUGCUGCCCAAUAUUCCGAAAAUGGAUGAAGAAACGAAAAAAGAAAAGGUAAAUACUAUUCAGGGAUUAUUUAACAAAGCUAAAGAAUAUGGAGAUGAUAAAGUGCAACUCGCCAUACAAACAUACGAGCUUGUAGAUAAACACAUACGUCGCCUUGAUUCUGACCUCGCACGAUUUGAAUCUGAAAUUCAGGAGAAAGUAAUGAGUUCUCGAGCAGCGCAACAAGCUGCCGCGGACCAAGAGUCUAAUCCAACUACCGUUAAAAAGGGAAGAAAAAAGCAUAAGGGUAGUGAAAAAGCUGCAGCAACAACAGGUAAGAAAAAGCGUCCGGGCGCAUCGAGCGAAGAGGACGCGGUCGCAAGCGGUCGGUCUGCAGCUAAAAAGAAGACGCAACGAAAAGGUGCUACAACUACAGCCAUUGCUGUUAAGGAACAGGAGGAAAAUGCGGAUCUGGACUCUGUAGCGGGCAUGGCUCAUCCUAGUGAUGUGCUUGACAUGCCUGUCGACCCUAAUGAACCAACAUACUGCCUUUGUCAUCAAGUGUCUUACGGCGAGAUGAUAGGUUGUGAUAAUCCAGACUGCCCUAUUGAGUGGUUCCAUUUUGCUUGUGUAGAUCUUAAAAUUAAGCCAAAAGGCAAGUGGUACUGCCCUAAGUGUACUCAAGACAGAAAAAAGAAA
Brenthis ino (lesser marbled fritillary) is the source of this 822-nucleotide messenger RNA. The record is from the annotation of a GenBank genome assembly. Lineage: Eukaryota; Metazoa; Arthropoda; Insecta; Lepidoptera; Nymphalidae.